Messenger RNA from Danio aesculapii, 789 nucleotides. Its product is annotated as proteinase-activated receptor 3-like. Lineage: Eukaryota; Metazoa; Chordata; Actinopteri; Cypriniformes; Danionidae. Gene Ontology annotation, molecular function: G protein-coupled receptor activity. The transcript has 2 exons. Gene Ontology annotation, biological process: phospholipase C-activating G protein-coupled receptor signaling pathway; positive regulation of Rho protein signal transduction. Gene Ontology annotation, cellular component: membrane. Bases 1 to 789 code for a protein of 262 amino acids. The record is from RefSeq and is a predicted model, not a curated record.
AUGAAUAACUCUACAGUAAACUUCAUCACACCGGAAGCAUCUAUAAACUCCACAACUAAUUACACCGGAGUAAUAGACAGUCUGAACAUGUGUCUCUUCAGCAUCAGUUUCAUAAUUGGUUUUCCUGCACACUCCCAUGUUUUAUGGCUCAUGGUCACCGGAGAAGAAAGAAGUGUCGCUUCAGCGUUCUUCAACAUCAAUCUUUCCAUUUGUGAGAUUUGCAGCUCUCUGAAUUUUUUGUUCUCUGUACUUAAACAAAUUUGGUUUUCACAUCUGACAGCAUUAACACUGUUUUUCAUCGGAUUAGGUGUCACGGGUCGUCCUCUGUUUCAGUGUCUGAUCUGUGUUGAGCGUUACCUGGCAGUGGUUCAUCCUGUAACCUUUCUGAAGUACAAACCUUUCAGAUAUAGACUGAUCUGCUGCGCUGUGGCCUGGAUUAUUGUCCUUGGCUUCUGUUUGUGUGGCAUGUAUGGUUUACUUGAAGAGGACAGGUAUUUUUAUUCAUGGUUCUUCUCAAUCCAGUUCCUCCUCUUCCUCUCCCUCCAGUUGUUUUGUCUCGUGGCUGUUCUCAAAGCUCUGAAGCAGUCAGGACCAGGAGAGAGAAAGAGGGAGAAAGAGGACAACCACAUGAAAAGAAGAGCAUUUCACCUCAUUCUAAUAACUACUCCUCCAUUGUUGUGUUUAGGAGUCCACUUGAAUGGCGUGACACAUUUACAACCCUGCCUACUGAAGCGCGGGGAUAUCAGAAGGUUUGAAAACCUUCUGUGUACCAUCACUCAGCCAUUUUGA